This is a messenger RNA of Peronospora matthiolae, 924 nucleotides long. The record is from the annotation of a GenBank genome assembly. NCBI's taxonomy places the organism in Eukaryota, Oomycota, Peronosporomycetes, Peronosporales, Peronosporaceae.
AUGCUUGCAGCCGCUGAAAGUGCCUCUCACGCCUCAGCAGCAUGCGGUUCGUCGCCUGUUGUCGUGAAUCCUCCACGUGGCGAGUCACCACGUGCGACAGGUACAUCCGUUGCUUCUGCAGCGGGUACAACGAGUCGUAAUCCAGACGAGUCUGAGAUAGAGCUCAUCUAUUCUGGUCAGUCGGAUGAUUCAUCCUACUCGAAGGCGACUCCUCACGCCUCCGGGUCACCCGUGGCGGACAAGGCAAGAGCCAGGUUGAGUGGCUCUGGUCAGCGCGGCAGCAUCGUGACCGAGAUCUUCGGAUCGAGUGAUUACUCCGAUGAGUCUCCGCCUCACGCAAGUCCAUCCAACGAAAGGACGCGUGGAGAUGGUGGUGAUGCACCUAUGCAUCACCACGAGCGAAGUAACUCAAGGGAUCGGGGAAACACUGGUGCCAGUGCUCAUGCUGGCACCAAUCAAGAGGCAAGGGACCGAAAUGCCCUGCUUCACGCUCCUCAAGUGGAGUCUCCGUGGAUGCCGCCAUCCAAAGAGUUGGACCCAUUGGCCGGCAUGACUACCGAUCGAGAUCAAAUCCUGUUGUUCGACUGUAGAAAGAUUCGCCCACCUAAUUCCAGCACGGAAACUAUCUAUGCUGAGGAAGAGUUCGUCACCGAUGUGUUCUCAAACAUCGGUGGUACAAUGGUAGCCGUGGUCGGGACGGCAAAGCUUUGGUGCAGGGAUGUAAUUCCCUCAUCCAUAACAUCGAGCGUAUUGGCCGUGAGGCCUGGCUCGCCACACUUGAUGCAGCUCGCAUCAGGUUUGAGAAACGCAACCCCGUCGGGGCGCGAUACAAGUUGCACCGGCUUUCAAGAGAGGCAGGGUUACCCUGUCUCUCGUGGGUGCUUCGUGUCUAGGUUGAUUGGACAACUCGAACCGUGCCCCUAG